AUCCGAGAGAGAGAAAGAGAGAGACAGAGGGAGAAUGGGACAUGGAAGCUCGAAAGAAGAUUCACCUUUUGGUUCUAAAGAAGAAGGAUCAUCCCGUAUCUCUCAUCUGAAGCAGAGGCUUCACCUUCAUCGUCAUCGUCAUGGACGUAGUAGCGGCUUCUCCUCUUAUCAAAAACUCCUCACUGCUGAUGGUUUCGCCAGAAUUGCUCUUCUCACUCUCAUUCGCGCGGAGAUGAAGUUCAAGGACAAGUGGCUCGCCUGUGUUUCUCUUGGAGAGCAGACCUUCCGCACUGAGAUCUCCGACUAG
Corylus avellana is the source of this 307-nucleotide messenger RNA. The record is from RefSeq and is a predicted model, not a curated record. Lineage: Eukaryota; Viridiplantae; Streptophyta; Magnoliopsida; Fagales; Betulaceae.